Messenger RNA from Funneliformis geosporum, 362 nucleotides. The record is from the annotation of a GenBank genome assembly. NCBI's taxonomy places the organism in Eukaryota, Fungi, Glomeromycota, Glomeromycetes, Glomerales, Glomeraceae.
GUUAUACAGAGGAGCAAUUAGCAUUAGUAUAUCACAAAGGAGUUUAUUUCUAUGACUAUAUCAAUUCUCAUGAUAGGUUUCAGGAGACAGAACUUCCUUCCAUUCAUGAAUUUUAUAGUACUCUUAAAGAUGAAUACCAUGAUCUCUAUCUUAAAACUGAUGUACUUAGUCUAGCAGAUGUCUGGACAGAAUUUCGAAAAAUGUCUAUAGAAUCUUAUAAACUUGAUCCCAGUCACUAUGUUUCUGCCCCAUCACUAUUCUGGGAUGGUAUGCUUAAGAUGUCAGGAGUUAGGAUUGAACUUUUCACAGAUAUGGUCAUGCAUGAUUUUAUCGAAAAAGCUAAACGUAGUGGUAUAUCUAUG